Nicotiana attenuata is the source of this 851-nucleotide messenger RNA. RefSeq names its product cytochrome b-c1 complex subunit 6-like. Gene Ontology annotation, biological process: mitochondrial electron transport, ubiquinol to cytochrome c. The coding region runs from base 310 to 519 and encodes 69 amino acids. Lineage: Eukaryota; Viridiplantae; Streptophyta; Magnoliopsida; Solanales; Solanaceae. The record is from RefSeq and is a predicted model, not a curated record. The transcript has 5 exons.
UGGGAAUGGGAAUUCUCCCAAAUAACGACAACACGGAGCGGGGUAUUCCAGUAAUUACAUUAAACCCGGCGUACCCUACGCACUCGGCGCAAGCUAAUUGACCAACAUCCAUCACAAAGCCCAACGAACCUUCGAGAUUCUCCUCUUGCAUAGUAAUUGCCUUUUGCAGCUCCAUUCCACUCCGCGACUCUCAAAUCCCCCGAAGAGAAACAGGUUACGCUUUCUCCGGUCAUUUCGUCAUUCUUUAGAUCUGUUUCUUUUUUCGAUCUGCGUAUCUAGGUGAACCUACGGCAUCGAUAUUCUUUCGCCAUGUCGGACGAGGAAGUCGUUGACCAAAAGAAGACACUAGAAGAGACUUGCAAGCCGAAGUGUGUAAGGCAACUUAGGGAAUAUCAGGCUUGUGCUAAAAGGAUAGAAGGUGAUGAAUCUGGGCACAAGCAUUGCACUGGACAGUAUUUUGAUUAUUGGCAGUGUAUUGACAAAUGUGUUGCGGUGAAGCUAUUUGACCAGCUCAAGUAGCGAGGAUGCAAUUUGAUCCUUUGGCAUUUAUCUUGAUUUAUCUUGCUGUUUUGCUAUCGUACAAGGCGUUACCAUAUUGUUCCGUCAUGACCUGCAGACUUGCAAUCUUUUCUUGCAACAUUGUAGCUGCGUGGAAAAUUUCGAGCCAUGAUUAUUAGUAUAAACUUAUUGAAUAAAAGAAAACGUGUUUCCUCAAAAUUGUCAUUUCCGUUCUAUUCGUUCAAAUGAUUAAGAAUCCCUCGCAUCAGAUAUUUUUCCUGAUUUUGCGCUAUUCUUACCAUACUCUGUGCAUCUGUUUCCUGAUUUCUUCAUAUAAAAACUCUCGUUUGGUA